Parnassius apollo (apollo) is the source of this 2301-nucleotide messenger RNA. The record is from the annotation of a GenBank genome assembly. NCBI's taxonomy places the organism in Eukaryota, Metazoa, Arthropoda, Insecta, Lepidoptera, Papilionidae.
AUGGAUAAGAGUUUUGAUUUGGUUUCAUUAUUGAAGAAUCAUGAGAAGAAGCAUAUGCACAAACCUAGACCUACACAAAUUCUGAGCAUAGCUGGCGGGGUUCAAAAGCGCUUAGAAAGGAAUAUUAUACGUCGAAAAAGUGGUAGACUGUCUGCUUUUGACAGUAUACGAAACUUGCCUAAAUGUGAAGUGCCUGACCCAAUAUCUGAGAGUCAGAAAAAGGUGGAACACAGAAGAAUGCCGUUGGAGAAAUGGAAAGAAGAAAAAGAGAAAAAAAAGAAAGAAGCUGCUGCACACAAGAAGAAACCGUUUGUUGCUGGCAUUGUGCACCCUCCAUUAAAAUAUGUUCCACCACCUCCACCUAGACCAAUGCCUAGUACAUCAGGAAGAGUUACUAGGUCUAAGUCUAUUAAAACUAAUAGUCAGAUUACACAAAAAGAUUACAAAGGCUCAAAAUCAGUCAAACAUUUACAUUCAUUUGCACCAAGUAAUGCAUCAUUUAAACCUCCGGAGCUAACAACCAUAACAAAACUUCCUACUUUGGCACGGGUACAAAAUAAGAAAAAAAAGAUUGAUAUAACAUUUGACCCAGUUGUGCCAGAUGUUAGCCAAACGAAAGCUUUAUUAAACUUAGAGAUAUCAAAUGGCUCAUCAACUAAAUCAGCCACUACGGCUUCAAAAGUGAUUGAUAAAUCAGUUAAAGAGGAAUAUCCUAAAACCUCAAUUCAGAAAAAAAUAUUGCACAGUAGCACCUCAAAUAGUGACAUGGAGUCAUCAUCUGCUGAAAUAUUUUUUAAAAGUAAAAAUAAAACUCCAAGAAAAUCCAAACGGUCUAAAUAUAAAAACAACACACCCGAAAAUCCUAUACCAAAAAGUGAAUCAAGUUCAGAGGAGAGGCUUAGGUCUCCAAAGUCUUCAAGUACUGAAGAGCAACAAACAACUCUAAAGCCUUUAACAAAUACCCCCAUGACUCCAGAACAAAUUGCAGAAGUUAAAAAAAUAAGUCCUUAUGUCACACUUUCUCGAGGGAAGGAUAAUGCUAGAAAGGAAAUGAAAAAGAAAAUGGAAGAAGGUUUGUUGGACGAUGAUAAUAGUGAUAUGGAGAGUGUGGAUUACUUUAGACGACAACUAGAUUCUGAAGUCAAGCGCAUUACACAGAUGUGUGAAACUUGGGACAAGAUCUCUCAGCAAGAACUUUUGUCUGAGCCUGCACAGGAGAUGGUGCUGGGCGCUGUGGGGCAGGCGCGGCUGCUGGUGUCGCAGAAGUUAACGCAGUUCGGGUCGCUGGUGGCGGCCUGCGAGUGCCCCGAUCCCACCACUGGACUCGUCACGCCCACCGACCUCCAUGGCUUUUGGGACAUGGUCUUCAUGCAGGUUGAAAAUGUGGACAUGCGCUUCAAAAAACUCGAAGAACUCCGCGCUCGCAAUUGGGUUGAGGAAACCCCAGUGAUACAAAAGAAAAGGGCCCCCAAAACAGCUAAAAACAACAGCAAGCCCGUACGUACUGGAGCGGCAAGAAAAGCAAAGAAAAAUGAAGACCCUCCAACAGUACUAAGAGAAGAAGAUCGAACAAACUCUGGGACAAACAUAAAAACAUUCGACGCGGGUUUCUUCUGCGUGCGGUCACCGGUCAAAUCACCACUUGCUCCCAGUACACCUUCCAACAAAUCCAGUUUGUUAAAGGCUGUGCUUUCUAGUGAAGCGAAAAAGGCUUCAGUUUCUAAGGAUUCUACAUCGUUAGCGAUGCUGCGGGCAUCAAUCAUUGGCAGAAGUGUGGAGAGUAACGACAUAGCAUUGCAGCAGUCCAAAGUGCCAGUAAUUCCAAUAAACCUCAUGGCGACACCAGGCAGAAGCAUUCUUAAGUCUACAAAUGUAGCAUCAACUGAGAGGAAAUCGGGCAAGAAAUCCAUAAAAAUAGUACUGUUUAACAAUUCAGAUGGUGGAAACAGUUUUUCACAAAGCCCAGAGGCUAUCGAGAAAAUUGCAGAGGGCAAUAUAGACAGUGGCCUGUCCUUAAUAGAUGUAGAGAAGGAAUCCGAACAGAAUAAAGAAAAUGUGAAGCAAAAGUCAAAGCUGGUGAGGCAGAAUGCGUUUGAAGAUAGAAGUCCAGUUUUAACAAGAAGCAGACGCAAGAGCAUGAAUACACCACUGGUUGACAUGUCCUUUGAAAAUUUAGAAGACAGAAAAAGGUCAACAAGAACGGAAGUGGCAAAGGAAAAUGAAGCAGAAGAGAAGAUAAAUCAAACACCCAAGCGUUCAACUAGAAGAAGGAAGAGCUCCGUUGCAAGUAAAAUGGUUUGA